GGUUUUAGUUUUUUAAACUAUAAUUUUAUUUAUUAUAUUAUGUGUGCUCUGAACAUCUGUUACCUCGUUUUCAUCUUCAGCCGCAGUUUUGACACCAUCUGAUUGCUGCCUUAUUUUCUGAAAGAAUUUUUGGGUAUUACCCCUUCCCGCCAGCAUCUGAAGCUCGUCUUUCUACAUCUGUUUCUUUCUGUUGAAGAUUCGCUUCUCUUACCUCUUCCCUGGGCCAAAAGAUUUGGAUGGAAAACACUAGAGAAUUACCUUCCAAACUUUAUUUUUUACGGUUUUUGAAUACCACUAAUGAUUUAUCUUUUUUUUUAUUCCAAAGAGUCUUUCGAUAAUAUGUACAUAUAUGUUAAACUACAUACUUACAAAAAUGUUUGCAUUAAAGGUGAAAACAUUGCUGAUAAUGGAGGUCUGAAAGCGGCUUACCACGCCUUUUUGAAAUCUGAAGCAACCAAGGAUGCCGAUAUUUUGAAGUUACCUGGAUUAAACCUGACGCACAAACAACUAUUUUUCGUAUCAUUCGCGCAAGUAUGGUGUUCCAGUACUACCAAUGAGACGAGUAUUUUGCAAAUGGAAAAAGAUGCUCAUGCGCCGUCGCCAUAUCGCGUCAUUGGAACACUUUCGAAUACUUUCGAAUUUGCUGAUGCCUUUAAUUGUAAAGCGAAUAGCAAAAUGAACCAAAAUAAAAAAUGUGUAGUGUGGUAAUUGUAAUUGUUAAAAUAAAAUGUAAUAAAAUAAUUGAUA
Molecule: messenger RNA, 747 nt
Organism: Rhagoletis pomonella (apple maggot)
Lineage: Eukaryota; Metazoa; Arthropoda; Insecta; Diptera; Tephritidae
Product: neprilysin-3-like
Exons: 2
Coding region: 298-708 (136 amino acids)
Biological process (GO): protein processing
Cellular component (GO): plasma membrane
Molecular function (GO): metalloendopeptidase activity
Source: RefSeq, a predicted model, not a curated record